UUCCGUGUAGACGCUUUUGGUGUUGGACCGUUAUCAUUCGGAGCCUGGAGCCCCUCGUUGCCCGCUUCUAGCGCCAGCCUUGCUUGGCCCUCGACACUGACAUCAGUGUCCUCUUUCUCAUUCUCCCACCCACAUACGUUUGUGUCCUGCUCACCAUGUCGUCGCGCAUGAACCAGUGGUUCGUCCCCGGUGAGGGCAUCGCUCGCGAAGUCAUCACCGCCGACAUCCAGCGUUACCUCGGCCCCGACGCCCUCGUCAGGCCCGGCACAGGCACUGGCGAAUAUGAGCAGGGUCGCUCAGGAUAUUGGAUCACUGCCUACCGGACUCUCACAUCGCAAAUGAUCCAGGACUUGCGAUCAGACUCGCAGCGUUGGCAGGCUGAGAAAGACCGCGGACGCGGUGGAGGUACUCCUCACAUUGGUGAUAAAAAGGUGACCAGACACCCUGACGCUUCUGUAGUGGCAUAUCAGGAUUCCACCAUCCAUGCUUCGCGCCAGUACCACGGCCCUACCACUUCAGAUUCCUAUGCUGCCCCUUCAAAACCGAGCUACUCCACGCCCACGUAUGGAAACAGUGAAUCUCCACAUUAUACUACUACUCCCACGGCUCCGUAUGGUUCACAUGGCUACCAGGCUCCGCCGCACUCAGCGCAUCCCGCGCAGCCUCGGACGGACCCUCAGUCUGCUUACUAUGGCCAGCACGCAUCCUAUGCAUCCACACCUGCACCGCAGUCGUACUCAUAUUCCCAGCCUCCUGUCCAGGAUCCGUACGGACGCGCUCCGACACAACAGUACGCGCAUGCUACUCCAAGUGUCGUUGCCGCGCCAGGUUACUACAUUGCAUCCGAUGGCCGACAAUACCCUCUAUCUCAACAACCUCAACAACCACAGCCACCACCGGCUGGCCGCCGGAGAGGUUAGUAAGUCCUGGACACAUCCAUCUUCCGCGGAUUGCCAUUUCAUACCAUUGUGCCGGAGGUAGAUUUCCCAUGGCCGCCAGGUACUCAGUCUGUUCCUCCGCUAUUAUACUGGUCCGGAGAUACCCCUACCAUUUUGCGCGACAUGAGUCUGGAGU
Messenger RNA from Paraphaeosphaeria sporulosa, 1074 nucleotides. RefSeq lists its product as uncharacterized. The record is from RefSeq and is a predicted model, not a curated record. NCBI's taxonomy places the organism in Eukaryota, Fungi, Ascomycota, Dothideomycetes, Pleosporales, Didymosphaeriaceae. Bases 156 to 920 code for a protein of 254 amino acids. The transcript is spliced from 5 exons.